CUCCCUCUCGGAGGCUGCGUAGUGGAACGACUAAACAGAUCUGCCCUCUCUCUCUCUCGUCCGCGGCGAUACGAUCCGAGAUGGCGAUGAGGGCGUGGAGGAGGAGCGCGGCGGCGAGGGCCCCGGCGCACCUGUGCCUGUGGCUGGCGCUCGUCGCCGCCACCCUGGUGCUCGCCCAGGUGCUCAUCCACCUCGGUAAGAAGUCGAACCUGUCGGAGGUGACGCACAAGGUCUACUUCGACAUUGAGAUCGACGGCAAGCCCGCAGGUCGGGUUGUCAUGGGACUUUUCGGCAAGGCUGUUCCUAAAACCGCAGAGAACUUCAGAGCACUCUGCACAGGAGAGAAAGGCAUGGGCAACAGCGGCAAGCCUCUCCACUACAAGGGGAGUUCGUUCCACAGAAUUAUCCCCAGCUUCAUGAUCCAAGGAGGUGACUUCACUCUUGGCGAUGGAAGGGGCGGUGAAUCAAUCUACGGCACAAAGUUCGCCGAUGAGAACUUCAAGCUCAAGCACACUGGACCAGGCUACCUUUCCAUGGCCAAUGCUGGGAGAGAUACCAAUGGAUCCCAGUUCUUCAUCACCACUGUAACCACGAGCUGGUUGGAUGGCAAGCACGUCGUGUUCGGCAAGGUGUUGUCUGGAAUGGACGUGGUCUACAAGGUUGAGGCCGAGGGCAAGCAGAACGGGACGCCAAAGAGCAAGGUUGUCAUCGCCGACAGCGGAGAAGUGCCGCUGUGAUGAGACCUGAAAUGGCCUCUGGUGGAAAGCUACGGUGACUAGUUUUCAUUGUAGAACCGUUAUUGUCGGGACUGUUUUCGUGUACUUCCGUGUGAAUUUAGACGGCAAAGUUUUUUCUCUUACUAUAAAAAAGUAUAAUAACUUGCUUACUCAUGAUAUGGUUGGCAACUUUGAAGUGCUCUUAUUAUUUUUUUU
Triticum dicoccoides is the source of this 932-nucleotide messenger RNA. RefSeq names its product peptidyl-prolyl cis-trans isomerase CYP19-4-like. Gene Ontology annotation, biological process: protein folding; protein peptidyl-prolyl isomerization. The transcript is spliced from 7 exons. NCBI's taxonomy places the organism in Eukaryota, Viridiplantae, Streptophyta, Magnoliopsida, Poales, Poaceae. Gene Ontology annotation, cellular component: cytoplasm; intracellular membrane-bounded organelle. Gene Ontology annotation, molecular function: peptidyl-prolyl cis-trans isomerase activity; cyclosporin A binding. The record is from RefSeq and is a predicted model, not a curated record. Bases 81 to 737 code for a protein of 218 amino acids.